Molecule: messenger RNA, 357 nt
Organism: Drepanopeziza brunnea f. sp. 'multigermtubi' MB_m1
Lineage: Eukaryota; Fungi; Ascomycota; Leotiomycetes; Helotiales; Drepanopezizaceae
Source: RefSeq, a predicted model, not a curated record
AUGGGUGGCUUCUAUAUGGCAUACCUAGAGAGUCUGUGCCGUCGCCGCGGAUGGCGUGAUCCCCUGUACGAGACGUACAGGAGUUCAGCGGGUUUCACUUGCCUGGUCCUCGUGAAUGGUCGAGAAUACCAGACGGACCUGGCAUACGAAUCCGAUGGGCUGGCUCAGGAGAAUGCGGCAAUGCGGGCAUUCAUGGUCUGCAGGAACUUCUCUGUGAACGGAGGUAUGCUGGCUCGAAAUGGUGUGGUCCAGGGGCUGCCUGCGAAUGAAAGUAAUGGCAGGCAGAGGAGAAGUCGGGGCGGUCGAAGUCAUUCUGUCAACCUGAGCAGCAGCAGUUCCACAACGUCAUCAGAGUAG